This is a messenger RNA of Trichoderma aggressivum f. europaeum, 624 nucleotides long. RefSeq lists its product as uncharacterized. NCBI's taxonomy places the organism in Eukaryota, Fungi, Ascomycota, Sordariomycetes, Hypocreales, Hypocreaceae. The coding region runs from base 1 to 624 and encodes 207 amino acids. Gene Ontology annotation, molecular function: protein kinase binding; GTP binding; GTPase activity. Gene Ontology annotation, biological process: small GTPase-mediated signal transduction. Gene Ontology annotation, cellular component: cytosol. The transcript has 5 exons. The record is from RefSeq and is a predicted model, not a curated record.
AUGCCUCUCUGCGGCGGAUCCAAGACGGUGCAGCGCAAGCUGGUUCUUCUGGGCGAUGGUGCUAGCGGAAAGACGUCGCUGCUCAACGUCUUCACAAGAGGUUACUUUCCGACCGUCUACGAACCCACCGUCUUCGAAAACUACGUUCACGACAUCUUCGUCGACAACGUCCACAUCGAACUCUCACUCUGGGAUACGGCUGGGCAGGAGGAAUUCGACCGACUACGAUCUCUCUCUUACGAUGACACCGAUUUGAUCGUGCUCUGCUACUCGGUCGAUAGCAAAGACUCGCUGGAAAACGUCGAAUCCAAAUGGGUCGGUGAGAUUGCCGACAACUGCCCCGGCGUCAAGCUGGUCCUGGUCGCCCUGAAAUGCGAUCUGCGCCAGCAGGAGGAGGAGGAGCCCGAAGAGGGCGCAGCAGCCGACGGCAACCCUCCGCGCGAGAAGCCCCCCACCAUUUCCUACGACGAGGGCCUCGAAGUCGCCAAGCGAAUAGGCGCAUCCCGAUACCUCGAGUGCUCGGCCAUGAAGAACCGCGGAGUCAACGAGGCCUUCACAGAGGCCGCCCGUGUGGCGCUGAGCGUCAAGAAGGAGAGGGAAGACAACAAAUGCACAAUCAUGUAA